AUGUACAGAAAUCAAGGGCCUGUAUUUUUUAUGGUAUAUGCAUGUGAUCUAUAUGCUUUCCACUCAAUUAGGUUGUCCUCUAGUCCACACCUUGACACAAUAUACUUGUAUACGUAUAUUUUUCCCCGAAGAAGCUGGUUCAGAAACUCCACUAGUAGCCUAACAUCUGUUGGCAGCGAGUCUCUUCUAGACCACUCACACCUCAAACCAGGAGCCAAUGCCUCCCUUUUAGAAUAUUCUCAGACAAUCACCAUGUAUCGAGACAAUGCAAAAAAGACACGCAAUGCAGACAUCCAGAGCAACUUUGCCAUCUUUUUGAUCGAAGCUGCCAAACGGCUGGAAGGCAAGGACUCAGUUACAGACACAAACAUGAGAUUAUCUUAUUUGCUUGAAGCCGAAUCACUACUCAAAAAGGUUGCGUCCCAAGGCCACACAGAAUCACAAUACCAUCUAGCCAACAUGCACGCAGCUGGUUUGUGCUCGCAACACACAAAAAAACCCAAACCGGAACUUCACAAGGCAUUCUGUCUUUUCGUACAGGCAGCCAAACACCACCACCCAGAUGCAUCUUAUCAGGCUGGUAAGGCAUACGAAGAAGGAAUUGGGACCAGACGUGACAAAGCAAAGGCAGUGCAAUUCUAUAGAAGGGCUGCAGUACUGAACCACCCGGGUGCAAUGUACAAGUUGGCCAUGGCACAGAUCAAUGGCCAUCUCGGACUAUCAAGAAAUCUACGUGACGGUCAUAAGUGGCUAAAACGCUCGGCCGAGGCUGCCACAACUGAAUACCCUUUGGCUCUUCAUGUACUCGGCUCACUACAUGAAAAAGGCGACGGGGUUGUAUUUCCUGACCCUGACUAUGCCCUCUCGCUCUAUCGUGAGGCAUGCGCCCUUGGCUGUGCGCCGUCAGCUUACAGACUGGGUGAAUGUCAUGCCUCUGGAGAACUUGGCUGUCCCCAAGAUCACCAGCGCGCCCUGGAUUAUUAUUCACUUGCUGCUGAAAAAGGUCACCCAGAAGCAUGUUUUGCAAUGGCAACGUAUUACAUAUCUGGUGUUCCAGGUCUCUUGAUUGCUUCUGAUGAGCAGGCGUUUGAGUGGGUACAAAAGGCAGCUGAUGGCGAGUGGCCGCGAGCAGAAUACACACUGGGAUACUUUUAUGAAACCGGAGUUGGUACCCGACGUGAUCUUAAAGAAGCCAUGGUUUGGUACCGCAAGGCAGCCGAUCAUGGAGAGAAACAUGCAUUAAAACGACUGCAGAAGAGUGGAUGA
This is a messenger RNA of Phycomyces blakesleeanus NRRL 1555(-), 1266 nucleotides long. RefSeq lists its product as hypothetical. Gene Ontology annotation, molecular function: protein binding. Lineage: Eukaryota; Fungi; Mucoromycota; Mucoromycetes; Mucorales; Phycomycetaceae. The record is from RefSeq and is a predicted model, not a curated record. The coding region runs from base 1 to 1266 and encodes 421 amino acids. The transcript has 4 exons.